This is a messenger RNA of Nothobranchius furzeri (turquoise killifish), 3324 nucleotides long. It is a transcript of the gene ap1m3, whose product is annotated as adaptor related protein complex 1 subunit mu 3. Lineage: Eukaryota; Metazoa; Chordata; Actinopteri; Cyprinodontiformes; Nothobranchiidae. Gene Ontology annotation, biological process: intracellular protein transport; vesicle-mediated transport. Gene Ontology annotation, molecular function: clathrin-cargo adaptor activity. Gene Ontology annotation, cellular component: clathrin adaptor complex; clathrin-coated vesicle. The record is from RefSeq and is a predicted model, not a curated record.
AGGCAAAAUGUUUCUUGAUGUCACAAAUGAAAUAAGAGGUUACCUUCAUCGCACUACUUUGUAACAAAUAUAAAUCCUAACAAGACAGUAAAAUAUAUAAAAGCAUGUUAAAACAAUCAUUUGUUUCAUUUUUUGACUGAACAAGCCCAGUUUCAAAUGAAUUUUUAAACUUUUAAAGAAUCAGUCUUUUGGUCCAAAUGCAAAUAAACUGUACCAGGUAUAUUUUGACCAUUGGGAGUUAUAGUUAUCUAAAUUUAGCUUCACUUUUGCAGCCAAUUGAUAAAAUAAUGUGAUGUUUUCAAGACAUCACCAUUUACAACCUUUCUAAUCUCUAUUCAAAACUGAGUGACUAAUGAAUUGAGUGAAUUAAAGUUAAAUGUUUGACAGAAACCAGUUUAGUAUCUGAACAACACUAGUUUUCUCUAAAUGUUUCACAAAAGAGAAACAAGAAAUAAAAAGCGUCAUGUAAAAUAUCAGCAAAAGAAAUAAUCAUAGUUUUGCUGUGUAUUUCACAACACUGGUGUUGUGCUUUGAAUUUCAUCCCUCCUGAAAGUUAGUGAGGGAAUUCGAUCACUCGACAACCGGAAGUGGUGUUUCCGUGAUCACAGAGAGCUUGAUGCUCCGGAAAAAGCAGCGAGUUACAGCGAAGCGACCGAAGCGAGUGGGAGCGGAGAGGAGACUAGAGCCGAGGAGGAGGAUGAGAGCGACCCUUCACACUUGAAUGGCCCAUAUCUCACCGUGUUCUCCGAUAUUUGCUAACCCGCAUCUUGUUUUCGAGGGUUUUACUCCACCAGAAUGUCGGCAUCAGCGAUAUUUAUCCUCGACCUGAAGGGAAAGGUUUUAAUAUGUCGUAACUACAUGGGGAACAUGGACAUGAAUGAGAUCGACCACUUCAUGCCCAUCUUGAUGAAGAGAGAGGAGGAUGCAGAAAUGACGCCGCUGGUCAGCCGUGGCUCAACGCACUUCCUGUGGAUCAAACACAGCAACCUUUACUUGGUGGCGAUGACCAGGAAGAACGCCAAUGCAGCACUUGUUUACUCCUUCCUUUAUAAAAUAGUACAGGUAUUUAAAGAGUACUUUAAGGAGCUUGAGGAAGAGAGUAUCCGUGACAACUUUGUGACCGUGUAUGAGCUGAUGGACGAAGUCAUGGACUUCGGGUUCCCCCAGACUACUGAGAGCAAGAUCCUACAAGAGUACAUCACCCAGCAGGGCCAUAAACUAGAGGUGGGGGCACCUCGACCGCCCGCCACCGUUACCAACGCCGUGUCUUGGCGGUCAGAAGGCAUCAAGUACAGGAAGAAUGAAGUUUUUAUGGAUGUUAUAGAGUCUGUAAAUCUUCUGGUUAGUGCCAAUGGGAGCGUCCUGCGCAGUGAAAUAGUGGGUAGCAUCAAGCUCAAAGUGGUCCUGUCAGGAAUGCCAGAACUACGGCUCGGCCUCAAUGACAAAGUGUUAUUUGAGAUCACAGGCAGAGAGAAGAGCAAAACGGUGGAGCUGGAGGAUGUGAAGUUUCAUCAGUGUGUCCGCCUGUCACGCUUCGAGAACGAUCGCACCAUCUCUUUCAUCCCCCCCGAUGGCGAGAGCGAGCUCAUGUCGUACCGCCUCAACACAACCGUGAAGCCUCUCAUAUGGAUCGAGAGUGUGAUUGAAAGGUUCUCCCACAGCCGAGUGGAGAUCAAAGUGAAGGCUCGAAGUCAGUUUAAAAGUCGCUCCACUGCCAACAAUGUGUCCAUCAUGGUGCCGGUGCCCAGUGACGCUGACUCUCCCAAGUUCAAGACCAGCACAGGCAGCGCCAAGUGGGUGCCCGAGAAGAAUGUGGUGCAGUGGAACAUCAAAUCCUUCCCUGGAGGGAAGGAGUACGUGAUGCGGGCACACUUCGGCCUGCCCAGCGUAGAGAGCGAUGAGAUGGAGGCAAAGAGACCAAUCACAGUUAAUUUUGAGAUCCCUUAUUUCACUGUGUCUGGGAUCCAGGUUCGCUACCUGAAGAUCAUAGAAAAAAGUGGAUACCAGGCGUUGCCGUGGGUGCGCUACAUCACACAAAGUGGAGAUUACCAGCUCCGGACAAACUAAAGGGCACCGAUGCUGCUAGACGGAUGGGUGUUUUCUCCUUCGGCCCGUCUUCGUCUCUAUUCCCUCCAUUUGUCCAGCUCAGCGUCUGCAGCAGACAGCUGAGGACAGGUGUAGGCGAGCAGAUGACAUCUUCCUCCACCAUGAAUGGUUACUGGAAAUCGUCUUGUCUGUUACAAAACUCCACCAGGAACGGCUGUUGCAUCACUCGUCGUGACGUGUGUUUUUAAGAGCUGCCGAGGGCUCCAGUAAAACAUCUUUAUGACAGGAGCCCCCAGCUGACACCAUCUGGUUGGUGGCAACUGUCUUCCUCCGUCCAAAUUCAUUUCCGACACAUUUUUAGAGAACAUUUUGACUACAAGCUUCCAUUUGAGAAAUUAUUUAUAUCAGUAGCUACCAUGGGUUUUAUCAAGAGGAGAUGAAUAUGUCAGAUUAACGAUUUGGUAAAUUAGAAAUGUGCCGCACAUCCCCUCCCCUUUCUGUUGAACAUUAUGCGUAGCUUUAUGGCCUGCAACCGCCGCCUUAAGUCGGCCAGCGUAUUAAACUGUCAAGAGUUCCUCGUAAUCUUUGUCAUUUCCAACUCCUUCACUGUGAUGCUUUUUGUCGCUGAUGCUGAUUUCCAUCCCGUUCAAAGACUUUUUAUCCUCCAAAAACCUUCGUACAAGUUGAGUCCUAAAGUGGCUGCAGUGGCCGUUGGCUGUGUGAACACAAUCCCCAGAGCGCUGAAACCAACACCAGCAACCAGGUCAAUGAUUAAUAAGGCACAGUGUUGUCAGGGGCAUCAACGGUGUAAGAUAAAACCCGAGGCUCGUGGUUCUGGUCCAGAACUCAGCUUUGAGGCAGGGACUUUAAACUAAUAAGGUGCUGAUUUGGUUUAAGUGUUUAGAUUUUUUUAGUUGUUGGUUCUCUUUAGAUUGAAGCUUCACAGAAGAACAAAUGAGAGUUAAAAUGGUUCAAGUGUUAAGGGGGAAUGGUUAAAGGAUAAAUGAAUAAUACACUUAUUUUUUCUUUUGAUUGCUGCAGCUUUCUGUAUUUUCUUGUACCAGUUUGUGAUCAACUUAGCCUUUUUUAUACAUUCAGCUGCCCUGAGAAAAACGUGCUUCUAUACCGUGCUUUUAAAACUCUUUAUAAUCUUUUGUCUUGUCUUUUGAGGGGAUCAGUUUUGACAUGUGGGGAUGUUUUUACUUGCAUUUCAUUUAUUUAUCAAUUACCAUAGGAAACAAAGGGAUAUAUUUGGAAAUAAACAUGCUUUGUCUCUUA